Messenger RNA from Anoplopoma fimbria (sablefish), 1160 nucleotides. RefSeq names its product fumarylacetoacetate hydrolase domain containing 1 (gene fahd1). Gene Ontology annotation, cellular component: mitochondrion. The transcript has a single exon. The coding region runs from base 130 to 795 and encodes 221 amino acids. The record is from RefSeq and is a predicted model, not a curated record. Gene Ontology annotation, molecular function: acetylpyruvate hydrolase activity. NCBI's taxonomy places the organism in Eukaryota, Metazoa, Chordata, Actinopteri, Perciformes, Anoplopomatidae.
ACUGUGUGUCCUUCCAGACUUGCCGUAGGUCAAUCAUUCGUAGGGCUCUGCGUGCGGCGUCGGUCAAAGUUUAGUUGAACCGGAGCUGACAGCUUCAGAGCGGCUGAAACCGACACGUCUCUCCACACAAUGACAGCGAGAAAUAUCACUCGGUUCUGGGAAUGGGGGAGGAAGAUAAUCUGCGUGGGGAGAAACUACGCAGACCACGCAAAAGAGCUGAAAAACGCGAUUCCCACAGAGCCCAUCCUGUUCCUGAAGCCACCGUCUGCAUACGUCACAGAGGGCUCCUCCAUCCUGGUGCCUCUGUACUCCAGCAACCUGCACCAUGAAGUGGAGUUAGGAGUGGUCAUUGGCAAAGGGGGCACGGCCAUACCGCAGUCCUCCGCCAUGGAGCACGUAGCAGGCUAUGCUCUGUGUCUGGACAUGACAGCCAGGGACGUCCAGGACGUUUGCAAGUCCAAAGGUCUCCCCUGGACCCUGGCCAAAGCUUUCAACACCUCCUGCCCCAUCAGCGAGUUCAUCCCCAAAGAGCGCAUCCCUGACCCGGGGAAUGUGAAGCUGUGGCUGAAGGUGAACGACCAGCUGCGGCAGAGCGGCUGCACCUCCCAGAUGAUCUUCUCCAUCCCCUAUCUCAUCAGCUACAUCAGCGAGUUCAUCACCCUGGAGGAGGGGGACCUGAUCCUGACCGGGACCCCCAAAGGAGUCUCCGCCGUGCAGGAGCAUGAUGAGCUGCAGGCUGGGAUCGAGGACGUUGUCACUAUGACCUUCAGGGUGGACAGACAAGACCUACAGUGAAAACAAAAAGACAUUAAUUAGACCAAAGAAAUACUCGUGAAGAGAUAAUGAUUUGACUGGAGGCGUGAAUGUAAUUAUUGUUAAUAUAUUUGCAAAUAUUAUGUGGACCAGCAGAUGGCAGUCUCGUGCCAUCAACAGCUUUUUUUUCUGAUGCUGCCUUGUGAAAUGUAUGUGAAAACGAACAAAACUCAGUUUGGUUACAUUGAUUAAUAUCAUGAGUGAACUUUUGAUCGGUUUCACUGUUUUAUAUGCUUAAACCAGGGAUAUGAAAAUAAUUCAUCACCCAUGGUCACUCUCUUUGUUUCCAAUCAUAAGUUGUUGAAGAAGUAUUCAGAACUUGUAUUCAAAUAAAAGAUGGAAUCAUU